AUGCCAUUCAUCAUAGGGAAUGAGACAUUCGAGAAGCUCGGGGCCAUUGGUACACUGUCCAAUCUUCAGGUGUAUUUAACUACGGUUUUCAACAUGUCACGCAUCAACGCGACAACUCUUCUUAACAUCUUCAAUGGCACCACAAAUUUUGCUACCUUGUUGGGAGCUUAUCUAUCUGACACUUAUCUUGGCCGAUACAAAACGUUGGGAUAUGCUUCAGUCUCUUCAUUCCUGGGAUUGCUGUUUAUAACUCUAACAGCAGUAUUUAAGAAGUUACAUCCACCCCAUUGCGGAGCGGACGAUAGUAAAUGCAUCGGUCCAGACGCAGGACAAAUGGCGUUUCUAUGGCUCGGUUUUGGCCUAAUGAUAAUCGGGGCAGGUGGUAUCCGACCGUGUAACUUAGCAUUCGGGGCCGAUCAAUUCAACCCCAAUACCGAAUCUGGGAAGAGGGGUAUCAACAGUUUCUUCAACUGGUACUUUUUCACGAUAACAUUCGCACAGAUGGUGUCAGUAACACUCGUGGUUUACGUACAAUCUGAUGUGAGCUGGUCUAUAGGAUUAGCAAUUCCGAGUAUUUUUAUGUUUUUAUCAUGUGUUCUGUUCUUCAUGGGUACUAAAAUUUAUGUGAAAGUGAAGCCAGAGGGCAGUCCCUUUACUAGUAUAGUUCGAGUAUCGGUAGUUGCAUUCAAGAAGAGGAGGCUGAAAUUACCACCACAGCCUUGGCUCAGCCUAUUCAAUUGUACACCUUCGAAAUCCAUCAAUUCCAAGCUUCCUCACACUGAGCAGUUCAGGUAUAUUGUGUUUUUUCAGUAUAAUUUGAUUCAAAACUCUAGUUAA
Molecule: messenger RNA, 837 nt
Organism: Fraxinus pennsylvanica
Lineage: Eukaryota; Viridiplantae; Streptophyta; Magnoliopsida; Lamiales; Oleaceae
Source: the annotation of a GenBank genome assembly